GUAUAAUAAGUUGACAAACAACAACACUAGCUCUAGCAGGAUCAGGACAGGAGGUGCGGCGUGUCGGGACGUCAUAAAUUAAUCGACUGUUUUAACACCAAUAAAUUGCUGCUGAUAAAUUGCCUGUGAGAGACAAUAAAACUAAAAGGUCCGGCAUUUGAAGUGUCGUCUGUAUAAUUCCAACCAGUAUGGACGGCGUCAAGUACGACAUCUCCCGGCUGCGAGAGCGAUACAAGACGCUGCAGCAGCAGCAGUUCACGUUUGUCGCGGCCCUGGAACACUCCCGCAGCGACGCCUUUGAGAAAACCAAACCCGUCCGAACAAUUACUCAGAUCAAGCAAAUGUACGAGCGGAGUAAGAACGCCACGGACCGGCGUGCCCUGCGCCAGUGGCUCGAUCUCCUCAAUGACCUCGGUAACAUCCUACGGAGCACAGAGAACGUAGCCGGCUCCGGUGCGAAGGAAGGCUCCAUAGGGAGGGCGCUGGAUAGAUGGAAGGUCCUCCUCAGUCCCAACCACGACCUGUCUGACCUCAGAGCCAAGUACCCACACCAAGAGGUGAACCACCUAAGCUGUGCAGAGGCCCGGGUGCUAUUCGGAGGUGUGGUCAGCCUGGUACCGUUAAUAUUUGACCAAGCCCACCGGGUAAUGAGUGAGAUGUCUAAACGGGCUAAGGAGUCAAGGCCGACGGAGGCAGGGGAGACCAAAGUGGACAGGGGAAUAUUGAAAGACACACACCCGCCCAGGCGAGCUGUGCAGAGCGCUAAGCACCACCGAUCAUAUACCGACAGUGAGGUUCCAGUGCGCGCAAAGACGGCAAUGGGCCCCCGCGACAAAAGCGUGGACACCAAGGACCUGUCCAAGCGCAUGCUCCGCCUCUCCUUUGGCAAGAUGCCAAAGAGCACGGACGAGCCCAUGCUCUUCUACCGCCGCACCCUGAACGGCCGGUCGGACAAGCUGUACCCGAACGGCGAGAUCACGCUGGACCGCGGGCCCUGGCGGGGCGCAUCCUACGACAAAAUUAACCACAAGGAGCACCGGCAUUUUGUCAAUCUGGAAGGCAAGUUGUACUGAUGAAGAGGAUACAUACUGGGUGUGUUACCAAAUGGCAGAAAUUAUGAACUAAUUUCAACCUGUAUCAAGUCAGUGUGCUAAUCCUAUGGCAACUAUUUGAUUAAAAGAUAUAAUACGAAAGACUAAUUAAAGUCUUGUAUAUCCCCCGCCCUCCAAAAAAAACCGUGGCUGUCUUGAAAAUGUUUUUCUCCCGUUAGGAAAAGAAUAUGACUACUUCUGACAUUGUUCACUGUAUCAAGAUGUGCCAGUUAAGAGUUCAAAAUUUACCCUCAAAAUAAUUUAUUUUUAAACAGUUUGAUCUUAAAAGCCAACAACCAAAGACUUACAGUCUUAAGUAAGUGUUUGUAAAAUGCAGUUCUGAUAAAAACUAUUUAUUUGAUUGUGGGAAUAAGUCAAGAUACUUAAUAUUUUGUCUUUUUCUUAAUCCAAAUGUGCCAGUGAGUUCAAAAUUAAAUAUGUUCGACUUUUCUUAAAUUUACAAACUUUCAAAUUGUCAACACCAGAUAAUCUAUUCUUUGGCAAACUUUAUCUGCUUGUAAAUUUCAAAAACUAUAGAACUCAAUAUUGCGAAAAAGUAGAAAUUACAAUCAGCCUUUAACAUAGAAACGCUGAAAUAAUCUUCCAAUGUGUUUACCUUGCCUGCUUAGAACUUUUACUUUUUUUCUCGAAGCAAUAGCGAACAAUGUAUAGAGUACACGCUGAAAUGUGAACAAUUUCUAGUUAUAAACAUGGUAAGUGCUUUCACUUAGAUGGAUUUAUUUUCAUAAUUCUUAGAAUAUUUGUUAAAUCUGUGAGGUGUUGUGAUUCAAAAGGUUGACAUGCACAGGUUGUUGCUGUUACAGUUUGUCAUUGAAUCCUUCUGCAUUGAAUGUCCAAUAAAACAACUUUUUUUCGAGGUAACAAAGCAAGCAGUUUUAAGAAAUAUUUGGUACACGGAAAAGAAGAUAAUGUAAAUUUGGAUUUUUCUCCAAAAUGCUGAACACUUGAGAGUAGAGGGGUAUGGUGCUCAGCACACAUUUUGAUGAUUUUAUGUUCAAAAUUGGGCAAAAUACCUCCACUGCUAGUUUUUUACAGCAAUACCUCAAAAGUUAUUACAUUCCCGCCCCCUCCCUCCCCCAAAAGGAGGGAGGGGCCACAUUCUAAGCUGCUUUACAAAUAUUUUGGGUGGCAGUAGACAAUAUGUGAAUUGGACUGCAAACAUCACAGAAGUUUAGCAGUGGUCAGGGGCAGGUUUUUCAUGUAUUUUGCUACUUUCAUUUGCACGUGCCAUUAGAUUUGCCGCACCUAAUACCUUAAUGCAACUAUAACAAGUAUGAUUCAGGAUAUUUUUCAAGCUUUGCUUUCUGCGACGAGGAGCCUAAAUGUGAUCAAAUACAAAAGGGAAUCAGGGAUAAAGACAUUUGACGUACAAGUUACAUAAUAGGGUGAUGUACUACUUAAUAUAGUGUCCUUUCAAGUUGCGCGGACGCUGAUUUGAGGAAUUUCUAAUUGUGUGUGUGAUUUUUUUUAUUCAGUUUUGUGGGGACAGAGAAUGUCAUCCUCAUUAAAGGCCAGUUCAUACUCGGCGCGAAAGCGAACAUAAACGCGAUUUUGUGACGUCGGGGCAAGCUUUUGCGCUGCAAAUUCACAAAAGUUGAACACAUUUUUGAACUCUGGCGAAUUUUGCAGCGAAUGCUUCGUGACAUCAAAUUCGCAUCGCAUGAACUAUGAACAGAUCUUAAGCCAAACAAUUUCGUCCACAAAGAAAUGUGUUUAUAAUGUGCGAGUGUCCAACAUGAUGUUAAGGCACAAGAGAAGAACUUUCAGACGUAUCAUGAAAACAAAAGUCAAGUCACAAAUUGUAACAAAAUGGUCAGA
Messenger RNA from Patiria miniata (bat star), 2930 nucleotides. RefSeq lists its product as uncharacterized. NCBI's taxonomy places the organism in Eukaryota, Metazoa, Echinodermata, Asteroidea, Valvatida, Asterinidae. Gene Ontology annotation, cellular component: sperm flagellum; acrosomal vesicle; ciliary base. Bases 189 to 1073 code for a protein of 294 amino acids. The transcript has 5 exons. The record is from RefSeq and is a predicted model, not a curated record.